This is a messenger RNA of Talpa occidentalis (Iberian mole), 2846 nucleotides long. RefSeq names its product coiled-coil domain containing 30 (gene CCDC30). Lineage: Eukaryota; Metazoa; Chordata; Mammalia; Eulipotyphla; Talpidae. The transcript has 16 exons. Bases 585 to 2558 code for a protein of 657 amino acids. The record is from RefSeq and is a predicted model, not a curated record.
CCUCCUCCUGCCCUCAGGCCUCGCCCGCUCGCUCCGGGAGGGCCCGCAACCCCGGGAACGGCUCCACCUAGCUCGGCCCUGCUAGCCGCGCACCGGAGGGAUUCGGCUGGAAAGGGGGUUCCCGGGCAUCUAGGGUGACGCCACUGAGAAGGUCUCGAGCACCCCGACUCCGUCAGGCGGGCGUUCCUGUCUUCACUGGACGGAAAAGACUGACCUGCGCGGGCGACUGCGCUCGAGGGACCAGGCGCGUCCAAGUCCACCGAGCUCCGGCUUCCCCCGGGUGUAGCCCGGGAACAAAGAGCUGCUUUGGGGGGUCCUGUACUUGUCCUGCGGAACCUUCCUUCCCGAUGAAGCUCUGGAGGCCUUUGGGAGCCCCAGCAUCAGACGUCAGCAAGUCAGUGAGCUUCUGCCUUUCAAGCUCCAGCCGCAGCCACUCCUCUCGUCACCCCGAGCAGCGUUCUCUCACCCUGCGCCUCACACGGCCAUUUUCACCCUCGGUUGUCCACGCUGCACAUCACCGAAUGUCCGUGCGUCUCCACUAGCUCUGUCUUCCGUAGAACACCUCCUCCUGCUUGCCUGCCACCAUGCUUUGGCACAGUGAAGACAGGCUGAGGACUGAUAACAGAAAUCUAGAAGAGCUCACGGUGAAUCACAUGGAAGAAAUGAAAGAAGUGGAAAAUUAUGGAAACCAUGUCUGUAACUUAACAGAUGAAAGAGAAGCAUUUUCUCAUAAUUAUAAAAAAGAAAACGAACAACUAAGACAGGAGUUCAAAGAGCUCCAACUCAAACACGAUUCUGCACUUGAGAAGGCACAACUAGAAAUUGAAAAAUUGAAAGAAAAUUUGAUAAAACUAAAAGAAAAUGAUUCAGUUGAGCUACAGAAAGCAAAGAAACAUAAUCAGAGAUUGGAUGAGGAAAUUUUGGCUUUAAGAAACCGGGUUCGAUCACUCGAUUCAGAUAAAAAAGCACUUGGAGAAGUAGUUGAAAGACUUAAAGAAGAGAUUCAUGAAUCGCAAGAGAAUAAGAGACCUGGAAUUCACUCCCCUGGAAAAAACGUGGGUGCUGAGCAAAGAGUAGAGUAUCCAUUAUCUGGAGAAAUACUGAAAUACCACCAGCAAGAGGAACCACAGCUUCGCCAGAAUUUGCACCGCCUCCAGAUUCUGUGUAGUUCAGCUGAAAAAGAGCUUCGAUAUGAACGAGGAAAGAACUUGGACUUAAAGCAACAUAAUAGUUUACUUCAGGAUGAAAACUUUAAGAUCAAAAUUGAACUAAAGCAGGCCCAGCAGAAGUUAUUAGACAGUGCGAAGAUGUGCUCUUCACUCACAGCAGAGUGGAAGCACUGUCAGCAGAAAAUCAAGGAACUGGAGCUAGAAGUACUUACACAGGCUCAGAGCAUUAAAUCACAGAACAGCCUACAGGAAAAGCUGGCUCAGGAGAAAUCUAAAGUUGCUGAUGCAGAGGAAAAGAUUUUAGAUCUGCAACAGAAAUUAGAACAAGUUCAAAAAGUUUGUCUCCCAGAAUCUUGUAUUUUGGAGAAGAAGCAACUAGAGGAAAGGCUAAAAGAAUCAAGAGAAAAUGAAGCUAAAAUAAAGCAACAAUAUCAGAAAGAACAAGAGAAGAGGAAUCUCCAAGAUCAGAGCAUAAAUGAGCUACAAAAGCAAGUGAGGAUUUUACUGGAUAAAGAGAACAGAUUGGAAACAACCAGUUCUCAACAACAAUCCAGAAUUCAGCAGCAAGAAGUCCAACUUAAACAACUGGAAAAUGAAAAAGGAAAAUCUGAUGAGCUUCUCAAGAGCAACCUGGAAUUGUCAGAGAAGCUAUCUGGGUUCCAGCAAAAGAAUAAAGCUCUAUGUGAAGAAUAUGCACAACUUUUGAAGCAGUUUGAUGUCUAUGUGAGAAACUAUAAUGAGAAACAUCACCAUUACAAAGUCAAGCAUCACAGAAUCAAGGAUCGUUUAGUUCAUGAAGUAGAACUACGAGAUAAGAGAAUUAAAGAACUCGAAAAUGGAAAUGAAUUACUGCGACUACAAAUGGAAAAGGAGAAAGCUUUCCAGGAUGAGGUCAUUGCACAAAAUGAUGUCCUGCUCCAAGAAAGAGGGAAACUUCUGGUGCAACUCACAGAGCAAGAAGAACUGAUCGGCAACAACAAAGGGAUGCUAUCUUCUGUCCAGAGUAGAGUACUGUUGCUGGAUAAAGAAAAUAAGCUAUUACAAGAAAACAGUCUCCAGCUCACACAUCACAUUGGCCUCUUAGAGCGCAUUAUAAGGAACAUCCAGAUUCGCAGAGGGGAGGAAACAGUAAUUAGUGACAUCCCUGAAUUUGAAGUAUUGAGUAAAAUAUUGCAUUUACCAAACUCCAGUUUUACAGGAAUAGACUUGAUAGCGUCAGUUCCAAAUAUUCAAGAGAUUGGAGAACAUAAGUCAGACGCAGUAGUGGCCACCUCCAAUUCUCCCAAGUCUCGUUCAUGUUCACAGAAUUCUGAAAUUGGAUAUAUAAAUGUGGCUUCACUGAAAGUGACACAUAGCAUCCAAGAACAAGAUCAAAAGUCAGAACUAUAAAAUCACUGAUAUCUAAAACUAGACUGCUCAAAGAUGCUAACUUCAAGUUUGGGCAUGAAGGUGGAACAUGACAUGGAUAAGAGCUACUGCAGCCCCCAACUGGACAUCAACUUGGAGUCUUCAAACUUGCUGAUAAAUUAAUUCAACCAGUUCUAAAAAUGGAUUUCUCAAGUUUGUUUGCUAUCCUCAAAUGCUGUGUAUUGAUUAAUAUAGUAACAUAAGUUCAAUGAUUUAAUAAAGUUUCCCAUUCAGCAGAGCACAGAUGGCUAAUUCAGGAUAGCUUUUUUA